AGCUCUCUGUCCUGAGACACAACAGCAGGAUGUGCCUUGGAGAAGGGUCUCAGGGUGGAGAAUUUGGAACUGAAUCAAAAUCUACACACUCAGGGAGCUGCGGUUCACAAGGUUGAGGUGAGAAGUCUAUACAACACCAGAAUCUAACAACACCAAAGCUUUGAAAAUUCUUCAUCUGGAAUUUCAGAUUGGAGAGACUCGCAGUGGCUUCUAAGCCAGUGAUCGAAGCCGCCAAAGUAUGCUGGUGCCAAGCUGUCGGAGGAUGCAUGUAGCCAGGCCAAUAGUACUGCUCCUCUGCUUCCUGCUCUGUGCUGAUGCUGAAACACCACCAAAGUUUACAAGAACACCCGUUGACCAGAUAGGAGUCUCUGGGGGAGUCGCAUCAUUCAUCUGCCAAGCUACAGGAGACCCGAGACCUAAGAUUGUCUGGAACAAAAAGGGCAAGAAAGUCAGCAAUCAGAGAUUUGAGGUAGUAAUAGAGUUUGAUGAUGGAUCUGGAUCCGUUCUCAGAAUACAACCGCUACGGACUCCACGAGAUGAAGCUAUUUAUGAAUGUGUUGCUUCCAACAGUGUUGGAGAAAUAAGUGUGUCCACAAGACUCACUGUGUUACGUGAGGAUCAAAUUCCUCGUGGUUUCCCCACCAUUGAUAUGGGCCCACAACUAAAGGUGGUUGAACGCACUAGAACGGCCACCAUGUUAUGUGCAGCCAGUGGCAAUCCUGAUCCUGAAAUAACUUGGUUCAAAGAUUUCUUACCCGUGGACACGAGCAACAACAAUGGACGUAUCAAACAAUUACGAUCAGAAUCUAUUGGUGGUACACCAAUAAGAGGUGCCCUCCAAAUCGAAUUGAGCGAAGAAUCUGACCAAGGCAAAUAUGAGUGUGUUGCAACCAACAAUGCGGGGACACGGUAUUCUGCCCCUGCCAAUCUAUAUGUCAGAGAGCUGCGAGAAGUUCGCCGGGUCCCACCGAGGUUCUCCAUCCCACCCACCAACCAUGAAAUUAUGCCCGGAGGGAGUGUUAACAUCACCUGUGUCGCUGUGGGGUCUCCAAUGCCAUAUGUGAAGUGGAUGCUGGGAGCCGAAGAUCUUACCCCGGAAGAUGACAUGCCAAUAGGAAGGAAUGUCCUGGAGCUUAAUGACGUCAGGCAAUCUGCAAAUUACACUUGUGUUGCCAUGUCUACUCUUGGUGUUAUAGAAGCAAUAGCACAGAUUACUGUCAAAGCCUUACCUAAACCUCCAGGAACUCCUGUUGUAACAGAAAGCACAGCAACAAGCAUUACUUUGACUUGGGAUUCUGGAAACCCCGAGCCAGUGUCUUACUACAUAAUCCAGCAUAAACCUAAAAACUCUGAGGAACUCUAUAAGGAAAUUGAUGGAGUGGCCACAACUCGAUACAGCGUCGCUGGUUUAAGUCCUUAUUCCGAGUACGAGUUCAGAGUUGUUGCUGUCAACAACAUUGGGAGGGGGCCACCCAGUGAACCGGUAUCAACGCGGACCUCGGAGCAAGCACCAUCUAGUGCACCACGCAAUGUACAAGCCCGUAUGUUGAGCUCAACCACAAUACUGGUGCAGUGGGAAGAACCCGAGGAACCCAACGGACAAAUACAAGGCUACAGAGUUUAUUACACCAUGGACCCCUCCCAACAUGUCAACAGCUGGUUGAAACACAAUGUGGCCGACAGCCAUAUAACCACCAUUGGGAAUCUAAUACCGCAGAAAACGUACUCUGUGAAAGUUCUUGCUUUUACCUCAGUUGGUGAUGGGCCUCUUUCUAGUGACAUUCAAGUCAUCACUCAGACAGGAGUCCCAGGACAGCCAUUGAACUUCAAAGCUGAACCUGAAUCUGAAACAAGCAUACUCCUUUCUUGGACCCCUCCACGGUCUGACACAAUCUCCAACUAUGAUCUUGUUUACAAAGACGGAGAGCAUGGAGAAGAGCAACGGAUUUCCAUCGAUCCGGCUACAACUUACCACUUGCAAGGCCUAAAACCAAAUAAUUUGUAUUACUUCCGCCUGUCUGCACGCUCUCCACAAGGCCUCGGUGCUUCAACGGCAGAAAUAUCAGCUAGAACAAUGCAGUCAAAGCCAUCAGCUCCUCCUCAAGACAUUAGUUGCAACAGCCCCAGCUCCACUAGUAUUUUGGUAAGUUGGCAGCCUCCGCCAGUGGAAAAACAGAACGGAAUUAUCACUUCCUACUCCAUCAAGUACACUGGAAUUGAUGGAGAAGAUGACAAGCCCCACGAAAUUUUGGGAAUUGCUCCGGACACGUCACAGUACCUUUUGGAACAGUUGGAAAAAUGGACUGAAUAUCGGAUUUCUGUGACAGCCCACACUGAUGUUGGACCUGGCCCAGAGAGUGAAUCUGUGUUGAUCCGAACAGAUGAAGAUGUUCCUAGUGGUCCUCCUCGCAAAGUCGAGGUAGAGGCUGUCAACUCUACAGCUGUUAAAGUGUUGUGGCGUUCACCAGUGCCCAAUAAGCAGCAUGGUCAAAUCCGAGGGUACCAGGUGCAUUAUGUGAAAAUGGAGAAUGGAGAGCCCAGGGGGCAACCCAUGCUGAAGGAUAUCAUGUUGGCUGAUGCACAGUGGGAAUAUGAUGAUACUACUGAACAUGAAAUGAUAAUAGCAGGAUUGCAGCCCGAGACAACCUAUUCUCUCACUGUGACGGCCUAUACGACCAAAGGAGAUGGAGCACGAAGCAAACCCAGACUGGUGUCCACUACUGGUGCAGUUCCAGGAAAACCUCGGCUUGUAAUUAGCCACACACAAAUGAGUACAGCUCUAAUUCAGUGGCACCCGCCUGUCGACACAUACGGCCCUCUGCAGGGCUACCGCCUGAGGUUUGGCCGCAAAGACAUAGAUGCCUUUACGACGCGGGAUUUCACCGACAAGGAUGACCACUACACUGCUACAGAUAUUCACAAGGGGACUUCGUAUGUCUUCAGGCUUUCAGCUAGAAAUAAAGUGGGCUUUGGGGAGGAGAUGGUAAAGGAAAUUUCGAUUCCAGAAGAUCUGCCAAGCGGAUUCCCUCAAAACCUGCGCUCGGAAAGUGCCACUUCAACUUCAGUCCAGCUAUCUUGGCAACCGCCCAUCCUAUCAGAAAGAAAUGGUAUUAUCACCAAAUACACUCUGCAGUACAGGGAUAUCAAUGUGGCACAUCACCAAACGGAGAUGUCUGUUGUUCCUGCCGAUAUUACUAUGACGCUUUCAGGCUUAAAACCAGAUACCACAUAUGAUGUAAAAAUACGUGCACACACAAGCAAAGGGCCUGGUCCAUAUAGUCCCAGUGUCCAGUUCAGGACACUACCUGUGGAUCAAGCAGUGUUUGCAAAAAAUUUUCAUGUCAAAGCAGUGAUGAAGACAUCAGUAUUGCUCUCUUGGGAGAUACCAGAGAAUUACAACUCUGCUCUGCCUUUCAAAAUCCUGUAUGAUGAUGGGAAAAUGGCAGUUGAGGUAGAUGGCCGAGCCACUCAGAAACUUAUCACCAACCUGAAGCCUGAGACAUCAUAUUCAUUUGUACUGACCAAUAGAGGCAAUAGCGCUGGAGGUCUUCAGCACAGGGUAACAGCAAAAACAGCACCAGAUGUACUGCGAACCCAACCACUCUUCAUUGAUAAGACCAAUGUCGAUGGAAUGGUAACAGUGAAGCUACCAGAUGUUCCUGCAAACAAAACGAUAAAAGGUUACUAUAUAGUAAUUGUGCCUUUGAUAAAGAAGUCUGAUGGGAAAUUCAUGAAACCACGAGAGAGCCCAGACGAAAUGGAAUUAGACGAGCUACUUAAAGAGAUAGCGCGGAAACGCCGAAGUAUUCGUUUGGGGAGAGAAGCAGAUUUAAAGCCAUAUAUUGCUGCACACUUUGAAGUUCUUCCUACUGAGUUCACCCUGGGGGAUAAGAAACAGUAUGGUGGUUUUGAAAACAAGCAGCUCCAAAACGGCCAAGAAUAUGUCGUCUUUAUUUUAGCUGUUAUGGAACACUCGGAAUCCACCAUGUAUGCAACCAGCCCAUAUUCUGAAACGGUAGUAUCAGUGGAUCUUAACCCUCAGCCAAUUACAGAUGAAGAAGAAGGCUUGAUUUGGGUUGUCGGACCAGUUCUUGCAGUUGUGUUUAUCAUCUGUAUUGUUAUAGCUAUACUCCUUUACAAAAGCAGUAAACCUGACAGGAAAAGGGCAGAGACGGACUCUAGAAAGAGCAGCAUACCCAACAACAAGGAGAUUCCUUCCCACCACCCCACAGAUCCAGUAGAGCUACGGCGCCUUAAUUUUCAGACUCCAGCUUUGAGCAGUAAUUCAGUCCCCUACGCUUCCCUGAUUGGCUCUGUGUCCUCCCUCUCUAGCCAAACUACCACUCAGUCCUUAUAUGAUAAUAACUCUCUCCCACGAUUCGCUCGAAAAGGUAUGGCUAGCCAUCCACCAAUACCUAUUUCUGAACUUGCGGAUCACAUCGAAAGGCUGAAGGCUAAUGACAACUUGAAGUUUUCCCAAGAAUAUGAGUCAAUUGACCCAGGGCAGCAAUUCACAUGGGAACACUCUAACCUGGAAGUAAAUAAACCAAAGAAUAGAUACGCGAAUGUCAUCGCUUACGACCAUUCUCGAGUUCUCCAAUCAGCAAUAGAAGGCAUCCCAGGGAGUGAUUAUAUAAAUGCUAACUACAUAGAUGGCUACAGAAAACAGAAUGCCUAUAUAGCAACUCAAGGAGCUCUUCCUGAAACUUUUGGAGAUUUCUGGAGAAUGAUCUGGGAACAAAGGGGCGCAACGGUUGUCAUGAUGACCAAACUGGAAGAGAGGUCCAGGGUGAAAUGUGAUCAGUAUUGGCCGAGCAGAGGAACCGAAACAUAUGGACUGAUCCAGGUGACCUUGUUGGACACUGUAGAAUUGGCAACAUACUGUGUUAGAACAUUUGCACUUUACAAGAAUGGAUCAAGUGAGAAGAGAGAAGUGAGGCAGUUUCAGUUCACUGCCUGGCCUGACCAUGGAGUUCCAGAACACCCGACGCCAUUCCUAGCUUUCUUACGACGAGUCAAAACCUGUAAUCCUCCCGAUGCCGGGCCAAUGCUUGUUCACUGCAGUGCCGGAGUUGGCAGGACCGGCUGUUUCAUUGUAAUAGAUGCCAUGCUAGAGAGAAUAAAGCAUGAAAAGACUGUAGAUAUUUAUGGCCAUGUAACACUAAUGAGAGCCCAGAGGAAUUACAUGGUUCAAACAGAGGACCAAUACAUCUUUAUCCACGAUGCACUGCUUGAAGCAGUGACAUGUGGAAAUACCGAAGUGCCAGCCAGAAACCUGUAUGCAUAUAUCCAGAAGCUGACACAGAUAGAAGCAGGAGAGAAUGUCACAGGGAUGGAACUGGAAUUUAAGCGGCUAGCCAGCUCUAAAGCUCACACUUCAAGAUUCAUCAGUGCCAAUCUUCCAUGUAAUAAAUUUAAAAAUCGCCUUGUUAAUAUUAUGCCAUAUGAAUCCACAAGGAUAUGUUUGCAGCCUAUUCGAGGGGUAGAAGGGUCUGAUUAUAUCAAUGCCAGCUUUAUCGAUGGAUACAGGCAACAAAAAGCCUAUAUCGCUACACAGGGACCUUUGGCAGAAACAACAGAAGAUUUCUGGAGAAUGCUUUGGGAGCACAAUUCAACCAUCGUAGUCAUGCUUACUAAACUACGAGAAAUGGGCAGAGAAAAAUGCCACCAGUAUUGGCCAGCAGAGCGCUCAGCCAGGUAUCAGUACUUUGUGGUGGAUCCCAUGGCAGAGUACAACAUGCCGCAGUACAUCCUAAGGGAGUUCAAGGUCACAGAUGCCAGGGACGGCCAGUCUCGGACGGUGAGGCAGUUCCAGUUCACCGAUUGGCCUGAGCAAGGAGUGCCAAAGUCAGGAGAAGGGUUUAUUGAUUUCAUAGGCCAAGUUCAUAAAACAAAAGAGCAGUUUGGGCAAGAUGGGCCAAUCUCGGUUCACUGUAGUGCCGGUGUUGGAAGGACCGGAGUGUUCAUAACCCUGAGCAUUGUGUUGGAAAGAAUGAGAUACGAAGGUGUUGUAGAUAUCUUCCAGACUGUCAAAAUGUUAAGGACACAACGGCCAGCCAUGGUACAGACAGAGGAUCAAUAUCAGUUCUGCUACCGCGCCGCACUAGAAUACCUGGGCAGCUUUGAUCACUAUGCAACGUAAAACAGAAUCCCUGACCAUCCUGGAUUUUUAACUGCAGGCCCUUUAAGAUCCAGAGAGCCUCUUCUGAGCCAUACAGUGUGCUUGAGAAGUACUUCUGAACUCCUAACUAAAGACCAAUUAGUGGGAAAAUAUUAAAAGGAAAACAAACAAACAAACAAACAAAAACUGUUCCGGGUGGACCAACAAAUUCACAGUUCAAUAAACCUUACCAGAAACAUGAUAAAAGAAUCCAGACUGGUUGAGGCAUCUGAAGGAUUUCAUUUUACAGAUACCUCAAGGAUUCAGCUUUGGUUGAAGUCAAAGGGGAGAGCAAAUUCUGCAAAGAACCAUCAUCUUGUUCAGGAUUGCAUGACAGUUAACAACGUGGAAUUUGGGAGUCCUGCAAUUCAGUGCGAGAUGUUUGUCGAAGGGCCAGUAGCUGGCUGCUCUGGAAAAAAAAGACGAACUCUUUGCUUCAGCAUCUCCCCUUCCUACCAUAUUGCUCAUAAAUAACACUUUGGGGGGGGUGGGAGGGGAAAGGGCGAAUGUUUAAAAAGAAAGUCCUUGAUUUAGUUUUUUAGUAUUGUAAAGAUACUGCUGACCUGUGCUUCAUUUUUAACUGUGUAAACUUUUUUCCUUUUUUUUUAAACAAAAGUUUAUCAUUCAAUGAAGUGAAUUUGGAGAGAAAAAAAGUUGCAUAACUGUUCAUUUUGUUUUGUUUUGUUUCAGAAUUGUAGUUUUUUUAAUGCUGUAGAACUGUUACCUGUAAUAUCUCGCUGUAGAAAUGUUAAAUAAUUUGAAAAUUUGCACAUUUUUGUGCAGCCCUAUAUUUAUCUCCAGGACCACAUUCUCAUUUAGAUAAUUGCUUUUACACUUUGAUUUAUUAUUAUUAUUAUUA
Molecule: messenger RNA, 7019 nt
Organism: Lacerta agilis (Sand lizard)
Lineage: Eukaryota; Metazoa; Chordata; Lepidosauria; Squamata; Lacertidae
Gene: PTPRD
Product: protein tyrosine phosphatase receptor type D
Exons: 41
Coding region: 239-6142 (1967 amino acids)
Biological process (GO): protein dephosphorylation
Molecular function (GO): protein tyrosine phosphatase activity; protein binding
Source: RefSeq, a predicted model, not a curated record